This is a messenger RNA of Musca domestica (house fly), 473 nucleotides long. Its product is annotated as peptidyl-prolyl cis-trans isomerase-like. The record is from RefSeq and is a predicted model, not a curated record. Bases 117 to 431 code for a protein of 104 amino acids. Gene Ontology annotation, molecular function: peptidyl-prolyl cis-trans isomerase activity. The transcript has a single exon. NCBI's taxonomy places the organism in Eukaryota, Metazoa, Arthropoda, Insecta, Diptera, Muscidae. Gene Ontology annotation, cellular component: intracellular membrane-bounded organelle. Gene Ontology annotation, biological process: protein peptidyl-prolyl isomerization.
UCCAGCUGCGUGUUGAUGUUGUGCCCAAGACUUCGGAGAAUUUCCGGGCCCUGUGUACGGGAGAAAAAGGCUAUGGCUACAAAGGUUCCACCUUUCAUAGGGUUAUACCAAAUUUCAUGUGUCAAGGUGGUGAUUUUACCGCCCACAAUGGUACCGGUGGCAAAUCGAUUUAUGGCGCCAAAUUUGACGAUGAAAACUUCAUUUUAAAACACACCGAGGCCGGCACUUUGUCAAUGGCCAACUCAGGACCCAAUACAAAUGGCUCUCAGUUUUUUGUGACAACUGUGAAAACCACAUGGUUGGAUAAUCGUCAUGUCGUCUUUGGCCAUGUCGUUGAGGGUUUGGAUAUUGUCAAGAAAAUCGAAUCGAUGGGUAGUCAAUCGGGUAAAACCUCGAAGACCAUUGUCAUCAGUGAUUGUGGUCAGCUGUAAGAAAACAGAAGAGAGUUUUUUGAUACAAAUAAAAAUGAGAAA